Molecule: messenger RNA, 3761 nt
Organism: Schistosoma mattheei
Lineage: Eukaryota; Metazoa; Platyhelminthes; Trematoda; Strigeidida; Schistosomatidae
Source: the annotation of a GenBank genome assembly
AAUAACAAUGAAAUUACUGUCAAUAAAACGUCUGCUAAUAGUAUAGUGAAUUCAAACAAUAAUAAUGCAGAUUUGUCAACCACGUUCUACAGAUUCAUAUAUAUUAGAUAUGAAUUGGUUGAUAUGCUCCUCUUCAAAUCUCCCAUUUUCUCCACUGACAACGAAAGAUGAUCAUGAAUUAACGACAAAUUUUAUUCUGGAUAAUGAAAUAUCGACAGCAAAUCAAAAUUUAGAAUAUUGUCCUAAAAAAAAUGUACAUUUACUUACUUGGUCAAUGGAUAAUAUACUUCGUGUUUAUCCAAUUCAUUUUAAAUCAAUUUCACAUCAUGAUAAUGAACCAUUAUCAAAUCAAGCAAAUAAACAAACAAGGAUAAUAAAAGAAAAAUCAGAAGAUUUAUUAGAUGAUAAAUUAUCAACGAAUUUCAAUCCAAAGACAAAUCAAUCAAAGAAGUUUAGUAAUACUUCGACAAACAAUUUAAAUAAACUAAAGGUUGUUGACCCGCAACAUCGUGGUGAAGAUUUUGGCCAACGUUCUUCUUUCUCCAAAUCAUGUUUAUCUAUUUCGAAAAGUGGAUUGAAUGCAGAUCCUAAAUGUGGAAAUCAAGAAGAUAGUGCAUUCCAAUUUCUCGCUCAAGAACUAUCUCUGUUAAGCCAUAGAGCUGGACAAUAUAAGUUAGAAGAAAUGGAUCUUAUCAAUCGUACAGCUAAAUUAAUUUUAUUUUACUGUCGUCGCAAUCAUCAUCAUCAUUAUUCAUUAUGUUCAGUAACUAAUACACUUCGAAGACGACGUCAUAGUUCUGUAAUGAAUAAUGAAGGUCUUGAUAGUCUACUAUUACCUCCAACUGCUGACCUAAUUUCACAAAUGGAAUUUUCUGAACAUUCAAAUUUUUGGAAAGCACACCAUCGUAAUUUAUCAUCAACAACUGAUACUGAACGUACAAUAUCGAAUCGGACUAGCAUUAGUAAUAGUGCUGUUAGUGUUGAUAAUGAAGAGAGUACACAUUUAACAAAUUAUCCAUCAAAUCACCCAUUUACUUUAACCUUUGAUAAUAGUCAUGAAUUAGAAAAUUCGACGACUAACAAUACACAUAACUAUGAAAUGCCAUUAGCUGGUUCAAUAAUAUUAAGUAUAGAAUUCCCUGAUAAUUAUCCAUUAAAUGGAGCUAUACCAGAAUUUCAUGUACUUGAUUGCAGUCCACCCUUACCUCCAGAAGUAUUAGAUGAAUUAAAGGAUGUUUUAUAUUCAACUGCAUCUGAACUAGUGUCCACCUCACGUGGUUGUGUUGAACCAUGUAUACGAAAUGCUGUGAUCACUUUACAAACAUAUCCUACGUUAAGUAAUCAAAUAGAAAAUAAUUCCAAGAAAUUAAACUUAACAAAUUUAUCUACUACUAAUUUUGAUAUGCUUAAUGCUAAUAUGGAUACACUGAACAAACCAAUUAUUGAAACAACAGCUUCAAUGAAACAAAAAUGUCAUUAUACAAUAGGUAUUCCUUUCCCAAGAACAUCUGGUGUUCAUUUUACCACGAAUGGUCUAAUUGUAACAUUCGGUCUACCAGAAUCUUUGUCAUUUAUACGUAAUUCAAUAAAAUCAACUUCAUCAGAUGAUAAAGGUCAAGUAGAGUUAACAAAUAAUAAUAAUAAUGACACAAAAAAAGAUUGGACACCACAAUCAUUUAGUGAAUAUCAAACAUUUAUCCAACGAUUUUCAUCAGCAAAUCGUGAAUAUAAUGAUGAUAUGAGAAGAUCAUUUCAGAAUUGUAUUGGAAAUAUAAUUGAUUCAUUUGCUAGAUUUGAGGUAGAUUGUAAAGAACAACAACGACAGCAGCAUCAACCUCAUAAAAAACAGAAAAUUAUCACUGAAUUAAUUGACAAAAAUAGGUUAUCUUUUAAAAUGAAUGUAGAACUUAACGAAAAUUCAAUGAAUUCAACAGCUAAUGAUGCUGAAGUAAAGAAAAAUUCGUUUGAGUCUGCUCGUGUGACGGAACAAAAAUGGUUCAAUUCCAUUUCAACAACACAUCCCAACUCUCCUGAUGUCCAGAAUCCAACUGAAAUGUUCCUCAGUCAUUUCAGUAUGAUUUAUCCAUCUACUAUUCAAAUUUAUGACAUGAGCCCUUUAAUUUGGGACCGGCAUUUAAUGUAUGAUUACAGCCUCAACACCGAAAAUUUACAACAGAUGUGCAUUCACAAUCUUCAUGCAGUUUAUAAUACUCAUCGAAAGGAUCUUAUUCGAUUCUGGCAAUAUGCUCUAGUUAUGUCGAUCUCACUUAGUCACACAGAUCAUUCUCACCAAGUUUAUCAACCUUUAGCUUCACAAUUAAUUGGUAGACCGUUAUUUGAUACAUGGAUUCGACAUUUCCUUCGUAUACAUGAUGUUCAAAGUUUGGCAAUGUUGGUUCUUGUACUUCAAAGUUUAAAUCAUAUCAAUGAACUGAAAUUCGACAAAGUUGAUGGCUCAAAUAUUUCACUAAACAAACUCGAGAAUACUAUUACUUCACUGUCAUCUGUGAACAACUUUUUGGAGACAUAUUCAUUAUAUCACAUGAAUGAGUCAGAAAAGACAAUAAAUCUUUUAGGGUGCAAUACAGUUGCCAGUUCUUCAUUAGAACAACAAGUGUCAUUUACCUUAGAUAACUCUGAUGAAACACAGAGUGAAUUUAGUUUGGUAUCUGGCCAGUCAAACGAAAAUAUGAACGGUUGUCCAAUAGAACAACUUCCUCCAAAGGAAUUAUCGAUCAAUUCAAUUUGUGCUUAUCAAUCAAGAUUUGUGCAUCCGAAGGAUUUGUUUUCAUUCGAUCACUACAUUUAUGUUUACGCUAGCAUUAUUUACUCUCUACGCGAAUACAUUUUACACGCUCAUCUUCUUCGAUCUUGGUCGUACAAUAUUCGUACAAAUUCAUUAUCCCACAUAUGGCCUUACGUUCAAACAAAUGCUAUGAUUCUACUUUCAUGUCCAGACAUGCGAUGCAGUUCUAACUUAGUUCCUAAACACUCCAAUGGAUCUCUUAAGUCUGCACAGUGUACACAUUGUCAAUGGGAGGUGAAUUUGGAGAAUCAACAAUCUACUACAGGCCCUCAGAAACCGCAGAGAUUGUUAAUCUGUACUGUAUGCCGAAAUAGCUGCAAAGGACUUGUGUUAGUGUGUCCACUAUGUAGUCAUGGUGGACAUGUACAUCAUGUUUCCACAUGGUUCAACUCAGUUGGUAGAACUAAUUUACCUAGACAAUGUCCCUUCAUUAAUUGUGAGUGUUUUUGUUUUUUCAGUGAAAUGUAUUCAACUCAAAGGGUAUGAGAUCAAAAAGAAUUUCUGAGAGAUAUAAACUUAUCAACAUAGUAGUAGGGGAAUGCUGGUUAAUGUACACUGUAUUUCUCGAUUCUUUAUUAUUUUGGAGAGUAUUCAAAUAUUCAUUGUUAUUCUAUGUAUUAUUUUCUCCCUGAAAAGUAUGUAGGUGUAUGCGAUAAUUUUUAAACCUAUUCGUCUAAUUCCUGAUUGAUGAGGAUGCCCAUUUCGCUAAAAACCACUCGUGAUACCAUUAUUGUAAUUUAUUUUGCACAAUAUCAAACUAAUUUUUAGCCUCCAAACCUACAUGCGCUACAUGCCGUUAAUUACUUUCUGCCGUUAAAUGUAGUCUCUGGUUUUUAGACUGCAGAUUUUGGUAAACGACUUUAUUAAUUUUUUUACAAAGUCGUUGCCAAUAAAUGUAUAUGCAAAAACUGAAUAACUAAUUAAUUUUUUCGCUUAUCUAAUAAAUUUUCCGACU